Myripristis murdjan (pinecone soldierfish) is the source of this 3274-nucleotide messenger RNA. RefSeq names its product glycine receptor, alpha 2 (gene glra2). Gene Ontology annotation, cellular component: plasma membrane. Gene Ontology annotation, biological process: monoatomic ion transmembrane transport. Lineage: Eukaryota; Metazoa; Chordata; Actinopteri; Holocentriformes; Holocentridae. The transcript has 9 exons. Gene Ontology annotation, molecular function: transmembrane signaling receptor activity; glycine binding; transmitter-gated monoatomic ion channel activity. Bases 385 to 1752 code for a protein of 455 amino acids. The record is from RefSeq and is a predicted model, not a curated record.
GAUGGUCCUCUACCUGCGAAGGAUUUCACCUCAUGACUACUAACACAGGUCAACGAUUUUCCCUUACCACAACGAGCAUUCAGAUUUGAGCUACGGCCAAAGCACAAAGCUCCAGUCGAUGCGUUUUGGAGAUUCACCCUCUCGACGUCUUAGCACAAGACUGAUGUUUCUUCACACCCUCUUCUCAAGAAAUCCGCUUCUGGGGAUCAGAGUUUCAUGAAACUAAACUAUGAUCUGUGGCUACGUACUGGAAUGUCUCCUGCGUUUUUGCACGACAAAAGAACACCCAGACGCCCACGACUUGGUCAGGAAAAAAGCGGUAUCCCUUUUUGGAUUAUGUGUUUGACCAAUGUAAACAUAUGGAAGAAAUAAAAAAGUAAGCAUAUGAGAAAACCAAGAGGAAUGAGUCGCUCCUUCAUAAAAGUCUUGACAGCCUUAUUUGCAUGUUUUAUGGAGACCAACAACUUCAGGGUUGUGGAUGCCAAGGAGCACGACUCGAGAUCAUCCUCUAACAUGUCUCCAUCAGACUUUCUGGACUCUCUAAUGGGUCGAACGUCCGGUUAUGAUGCACGAAUAAGACCAAAUUUUAAAGGUCCCCCUGUAAACGUUACAUGCAAUAUUUUUAUCAACAGUUUCGGCUCUGUCACAGAGACAACCAUGGAUUACAGAGUGAACAUCUUCCUGCGGCAGAAGUGGAAUGACCCUCGUCUGGCAUAUAGUAAAUAUCCAGAUUCCUCUCUUGACUUGGACCCGUCCAUGUUGGACUCUAUCUGGAAGCCUGACCUCUUCUUUGCCAAUGAGAAGGGAGCCAACUUCCACGAUGUAACCACAGACAACAAGCUCCUGAGGAUCUUCAAGGAUGGCACUGUCCUCUAUAGCAUCAGGUUGACUCUCAUUCUGUCCUGUCCAAUGGAUCUAAAGAACUUUCCGAUGGACGUCCAAACUUGCACAAUGCAGCUGGAAAGUUUUGGCUACACCAUGAAUGACUUGAUCUUUGAGUGGCUGGAGAAUGGUGCUGUGCAGGUGUCAGACGGACUCACACUGCCUCAGUUCAUUAUGAGGGAUGAGAAGGAGCUGGGCUACUGUACCAAACACUACAAUACUGGUAAAUUCACCUGCAUCGAGGUGAAAUUCCAUCUGGAGCGGCAGAUGGGCUACUACCUAAUCCAGAUGUACAUCCCCUCCCUCCUGAUUGUCAUCCUCUCAUGGGUGUCAUUCUGGAUCAACAUGGAUGCUGCGCCCGCCAGAGUAGCACUGGGCAUCACCACUGUGCUUACCAUGACCACACAGAGCUCUGGCUCCAGAGCUUCUCUCCCAAAGGUCUCUUAUGUGAAAGCCAUUGAUAUCUGGAUGGCCGUAUGCCUGCUCUUUGUAUUUGCUGCAUUGCUAGAAUAUGCUGGAGUUAAUUUUGUCUCCAGGCAACAGAAAGAGUUCCUUCGCUUGAGACGAAGACAGAGGAGGAAUCACAAGGAUGACGACAUGCAGGAAGGCCGUUUUAAUUUCUCUGGCUACAGCAUGAGUCAGUGCCUGCCGAUGAAGGACGGCUCAGCUGUUAAGAACACUACCCCAGCCCCCAACCCUCAACCACCCGCCCCAAAAGACAUAGACACCAUGAGGAAGAAGUUUGUAGACAGAGCCAAGAGGAUAGACACAAUCUCCAGGGCCGCCUUUCCUCUGGCGUUCCUCAUCUUCAACAUAUUCUACUGGAUUACCUAUAAGAUUAUUAGGCAUGAGGAUAUCCACAGAGAGUAAUGGCUCCCACAUGUUAAACCCCUAGAAAUAACAUUCUCCAUCUUUCUCAUUUCUCAGAGUGAGAAAUGCUCGGAAAGCACAGUAAGAUGAUGUUGUGGGACUGCGGAUUGAGAGGCACCAUGGUGAUGUUGGUGGUGCUCUUUCAGGGAUAACAUAUAAUGUUCAUGCAUCACAGCGUAAUGCUCAUGUUCCGACUAUCAAUGAACAGCUUGUGAGACACUGAUGCUUUUGUUGUUGUACUGCUGCAUACUAUUUCCUGAAGAUUCUGGGAGGAAAAAAAAAGGUUUUAAUUGAAGACAAAGUGAUAUGCUGGAGAAGAUGGACCAAAUUUUCUGAUACAUCACUGCCUUGGCGUCUGUACAACCAAGGAAUAGAACCACAUUCCAUGGAUUUGUAAAUGUACGGUAGAGUAGUCAGGCCCUUACUUACAGGUUUUUUUGUGGUUCCAAAAAAAAAAAAAAAAAGGGUAUUUCAUAUCAAGGAUGUUUAGAACUGUUUUAUAUUGUACUAUUGUCAUGCACUUCCUCACUGUUUAUAUAAAAUAAAGCAUCAAGAUUCGAAAGCGUGUAGGCAGCAAGCACAUAUACAUCCAUACAUUAGGCGGCGGCACAUGUCUCAGGCAUGAGCGUGAAUCAAGCAGAUGAAAAUCUGGCAUUGGCGAUUGGAUAUUGCAUUUUUAUGAACAACCCGAGGCCUUAGAUAUCAUAGAUUUGGUGAGAUAAAGUGCUAUGCUUCCCUAUUUUUUCAAGCAUCUUCUCCUGUUUGGUGUUCUGUCAGAGAUGAACAUGUUGUUCCUCUUCAGCUUUUCUACCCAGGGCCUGAUAUCUAAAGGUAGAUUUUGUUUUGUUUUUCUUUGUCUGUCAGUGUAUUAUAAAUCAUAUCCAUGCACAAUUAAUGUCACCCAAAAGCAGCUUAAAUGUUUAUUUGCUUUUGCUUUUAAAAGUCUAUAUUUUUUGAUUUUCAUAUUCAUUCUGAGAAAAAAAUUAUCAAAUACACUGACAUAUACUGUAUUUCAUAGGCUAAUUUAUAUAUCCUAAUAAUGGCCAAUUCUGAGCCAGUGUGUAGGUAAGCCGACAUGAAAAUUAUACACAUUGCACCCUGUUGAUAUCAUUAUUAAGUGUUACCAUAUCCCAUAUGAAUUUGUUUAUAUCACAGGUAAAUAUUGCAGGUAUCUAAGGUAUGGUUUUAGAGUUGGAGAGUAUGUUUUUUUUUUUGUAGAUUUAGUCUGAUGAAAUAUUUAUUGUAAUGGGGGAAAGGUUAUGUUUCUAAAAACUAGCUUUCUGUAUACUUCCUCAACCUCUGCUGUGGACUGUUUAACGCGUUCCUUCACUUGGUGUGCUCUUGCUGGAUGGUGACAGAUGUAAUGGUAAAUCGAUGCAUCGGUGAAGGAGAGAUUUGCAUAACACUCAUGGUUAGAGCAGCUAUUGGUCCUUGCACUCCUGAUAUACUGUGGUGAAGAACUCUUUUCUUGAAUGCUAUUCCUGAAAAAGGUUAUUUACGCUACUGUACAUCAAUAAAGUUG